UUCUAUAAAAAUUUUGUAAUUGAAAGAACCAAUCUCUGACCCGACUCAUCCACAGGAAUCGGAAUCCAAAGAAGGUCCGACAUGUUUAGGAUGGAUCUUUAGAUUUCAAUCUGAAAUACACACUGAUAUUGUUACAGCAAAGUUGUGAAAUGACGAAGAACUACGUGAGAGAGAACGUACCUCUCUCGCGAUUCGGCGUGCUAGUGGCACAACUAGAAUCAAUAGUCGCAUCCUCUUCACAGCAAUCCCCCGAUCCUCUCCUCUGCUUCGAUCUCCUCUCCGAUCUCAUCUCCGCUAUCGACGAAGAGCCCAAGGAGUCAAUUUUGUUGUGGCAAAGGAAAUGUGAGGACGCGUUAAAUUCAUUGCUGGUUUUAGGUGCGAGACGACCGGUGCGUCAUUUAGCAUCGGUAGCAAUGGCGAGGAUUAUAUAUAAAGGAGACGCUAUUUCUAUUUAUUCUAGAGUUAGUACUCUUCAAGGCUUUCUUUCUGAUGGAAGGAAGAGUGAACCACAGAAAGUUUCUGGUGCUGCACAAUGUUUGGGAGAAUUAUAUCAGCAUUUUGGAAGAAGAAUUACUUCAGGUUUGCUUGAAACAACGGUUAUUGCAACGAAACUCAUGAAGUUUCAUGAGGAGUUUGUGAGGCAAGAAGCUUUACUCAUGCUUCAAAAAGCUUUGGAAGGCUGUGGUGGUACUGCUGUUUCUGCAGCUUAUACUGAAGCAUUCCGUCUUAUCACACGGUUUGCCAUUGGGGAUAAAUCACUUGUUGUUAGAAUUGCUGCUGCUCGUUGUCUGAAGGCAUUUGCCAACAUUGGAGGGCCUGGUUUGGGAGUUGGAGAACUCGAGAAUUCGGCAUCUUAUUGUGUGAAGGCCCUUGAGGAUCCUGUAUCAUCUGUUAGAGAUGCAUUUGCUGAAGCUUUGGGUUCUUUGCUUGCUCUUGGAAUGAAUCCAGAGGCACAGGUUCAACCGAGGGGAAAAGGUCCUUUUCCUCCAGCAAAGAAACUAGAAGGUGGCUUGCAGAGGCAUUUAGCUUUGCCCUUCACAAAAGCUAGUGGAAUACGGGGGAAGGACACAAGAAUGGGCAUAACUCUAUCUUGGGUAUCAUUUUUGCAGGCUAUUCGACUGAAGUAUCUACAUCCAGACAGUGAGCUUCAAAACUAUGCUCUCCAGGUUAUGGAAAUGCUUCGUGCGGAUACUUCUGUUGAUGCCCAUGCACUGGCUUGCAUUCUUUAUAUAUUGCGGGUUGGUGUGACUGAUCAGAUGACUGAACCUACUCAGAGGAGCUUCUUAGUUUUCCUGGGAAAGCAGCUUGAGUCUUCUGAUGCCAGUCCUUACAUGAAAAUUGCUGCGUUACGUACUUUGUCAUACACAUUGAAAACAUUGGGCGAGGUUCCAUCAGAAUUCAAGGAAGUUAUUGACGACACAGUUGUUGCUGCAAUAUCUCAUUCUUCAGAACUUGUACGGAUUGAGGCUGCUUUAGCGUUGCGUGUUUUGGCUGAGGUUGAUCCUACUUGUGUCGGUGGUUUGAUUUCCUAUGGAGUAACGACACUAAGUGCUUUAAGAGAAAAUGUUUCUUUUGAAAAGGGAACCAAUCUAAAAGUUGAGCUUGAUUCUUUGCAUGGGCAAGCUACAGUCCUGGCAGCUUUGGUGGCUGUUUCACCCAACUUACCUCUUGGUUAUCCAGCUAGAUUGCCGAAAUCAGUACUUGAAGUUUCAAAGAAAAUGCUAACAGAAUCAAGUCGCAACCCUAUGGCUGCAACAGUUGAAAAAGAAGCUGGAUGGCUACUUCUGUCCUCUCUACUAUCUUCUAUGCCGAAGGAGGAGCUUGAAGACCAAGUCUUUGAUAUUCUCUCAUUGUGGGCUCCCCUCUUUGGUGGAAUUCCAGAACAGGAAAUUAAGCAAACUGGAGAUCUGACAGCGAGGAUUUGUGUGUGGUCUGCUGCUGUUGAUGCGCUUACAACAUUUAUAAAAUGUUUCAUUUCUCCCAAUUCUGUGAACAAUGGCAUCCUACUUCAGCCAGUGAUGGUAUACUUAAACAGUGCUUUAUCCUAUAUACUAUGGCUACAAAGCAAAGAACUGUCAAAUGUUAAGCCAGCAGUUGACAUAUUCAUCAUCAGAACACUACUUGCUUAUCAAUCCCUUCCUGAUCCAAUGGCAUAUAAAAGUGAUCAUCCCCGUAUUAUUCAAUUAUGUGCAGCUCCAUAUAGGGAUGCUUUUAAAUGCGAGGAAAGCUCAUGCUUGAGAUUGCUUCUUGACAAAAGAGAUGCAUGGUUGGGUCCAUGGAUUCCUGGAAGAGAUUGGUUUGAAGAUGAACUUCGUGCUUUCCAAGGUGGAAAAGAUGGCCUUAUGCCUUGUGUAUGGGAGAAUGAACCUUCAAGUUUCCCUCAGCCGGAAACAAUAAGCAAGACAUUGGUGAACCAGAUGCUCCUCUGCUUUGGAAUCAUGUUUGCUUCUCAGGAUAGUGGUGGGAUGCUGCUGCUUCUUGGAAUGAUUGAGCAGUGUCUAAAAGCUGGCAAAAAACAAAUAUGGCAUGCAGCCAGUGUUACUAACAUAUGUGUGGGGUUACUUGCUGGAUUGAAGGCUUUAAUUGCUUUGCGUCCUCAACCUCUAGGUUUUGAGAUAUUAAAUCCUGCACAAGCUAUUUUUCAGAGUAUUCUGGCAGAGGGAGACAUCUGUGCAUCCCAACGUAGAGCAUCAUCUGAAGGUCUUGGUCUUUUAUCUCGCCUUGGAAAUGAUGUAUUUACAGCCAGAACGACUAGGUUGCUUCUUGGUGACCUUACGGCAGCAACUGAUUCGACCUAUGCAGGAUCAAUUGCUUUUGCACUUGGAUGCAUUCAUCGCAGUGCAGGAGGAAUGGCAUUGUCUAGCUUAGUGCCUUCAACUGUGAGCUCAAUAUCAUCACUGGCUAAAAGUACAAUCACUAGUUUACAGAUCUGGUCUUUGCAUGGACUUCUUCUAACCAUUGAAGCUGCUGGUUUCUCAUAUGUAUCUCAUGUUCAGGCAACACUUGGCCUUGCGAUGGACAUCCUUUUGUCUGAAGAGAAUGGAUUGGUUGACCUUCAACAAGGAGUCGGUUGUCUAAUAAAUGCUAUUGUUGCAGUACUUGGUCCUGAACUUGCCCCCGGCAGCAUUUUCUUUUCACGUUGCAAGUCUGUUAUUGCAGAGAUAAGAUCCUGGCAAGAAACAGCUACAUUGCUCGAGAGUGUCCGUUUUACUCAACAACUUGUUCUCUUUGCCCCACAUGCUGUUUCUGUGCAUUCUCAUGUGCAAACUCUUCUCUCCACUCUGUCCUCAAGACAGCCAACUUUACGGCAUCUUGCCGUGUCCACCCUACGACAUCUUAUUGAGAAGGAUCCAGUUUCCAUCAUCGAUGAGCAAAUAGAAGAUAAGUUGUUUCACAUGUUAGAUGAGGAAACUGAUUCUGAGAUUGGUAAUCUGGUACGUGCGACUAUUAUACGAUUGCUACUUGCAUCAUGCCCUUCACGUCCAUCUCACUGGAUAUUGAUAUGCCGUAAAAUGGUUCUUGCUAUGUCAGCAAGACAUGAUGCUGAAGCCAGCAAUGACAGGGCAAAUGAUCGUCUUAACGGUUCAGAAAAUGACUCCAGCUUGGGCUUUGGAGAAGAUGAUGAGAAUAUGGUCUCUGGGUCUAAGGGCAUAUCAUUGCCAGGUUAUGCACGUGAAGCUUCCAAUAUUAAUCCUAGUAGGAAUAAGCACCUCAGAUACCGAACAAGAGUUUUUGCUGCUGAGUGUUUGAGUCAUCUACCUACAGCUGUGGGAAAUAAUGCAGCUCAUUUUGACCUGUCCUUGGCAAGGAAAAGAGUGGCUGGACAGAGCUCUGGAGACUGGCUGGUCCUCCAUGUACAAGAGUUGAUUUCAUUGGCUUAUCAGAUAAGUACAAUUCAGUUUGAGAAUAUGCGGCCAAUUGGCGUGGGACUUCUUAGUACCAUUGUGGAUAAGUUUGAAACAAUACCUGAUCCAGAGCUUCCAGGACACCUUCUGCUGGAACAGUUUCAGGCCCAACUUAUAUCUGCUGUCCGGACUGCACUAGAUGCAUCCUCUGGCCCUAUUCUUCUGGAGGCAGGGUUACAGUUGGCAACUAAGAUAAUGUUAAGCGGAAUACUUGGUGGUGAUCAAGCUGCAGUCAAACGCAUAUUUUCAUUAAUUUCUCGUCCACUAAAUGAGUUCAAGGAUGUUUAUUAUCCUUCUUUUGCAGAAUGGGUCUCUUGCAAGAUCAAGAUAAGACUUCUGGCUGCUCAUGCCUCUCUCAAAUGUUACACAUUUGCAUUACUGAGGAGACAUCAUAGUGGGGUUCCAGAUGAGUCUCUGUCAUUAUUACCAUUGUUCUCAAAGAGUUCAAGUAUUCUGGGGAAGUACUGGAUUGGUGUUCUGAAGGACUACAGUUACAUCUGCUUGUGCUUGAAUCUCAAGAAAAAUUGGAAACCAUUCCUUGACGGAAUUCAGUCACCUCUAGUUUCAGGAAACUUGCUUUCUAGUUUAGAAGAAGCUUGGCCAGUAAUUUUACAAGCUCUUGCAUUGGAUGCAAUUCCUUCGAAUGGGGAUGGGAGUCCUAGGACAGCUGUUGAGAAUAUAUUGAGAAAUAAUUUAAUAUCUGGUUAUAGCAUGGUCGAAUUGGACUUGGAAGAAUAUCAAUUUCUAUGGGGCUUUGCUCUGCUUGUUCUAUUCCAGCAGCAACAUCCGAAGAUUACUAGACAAAUAAUUCCGCUGAGCAGUGCUAAAAGUCGAUAUGGGGGAGAUUUGCCAACUGAAGAAACAAAUCCCACAGCAUUGAAGUUAUAUGAGAUUGUGCUGCCUGUUUUCCAGUUUCUAUUAUCAGAAAGAUUUUUCGCUGCUCACUUUCUUACUGCAGAGAUUUGCCAAGAGUUGUUGCAGGUUUUAUCAUACUCCAUUUACAUGGAUAAUUCUUGGAAUAGUCUUGCCAUAUCAGUACUAUCCCAGGUUGUGCAGAACUGCCCUGACGACUUUCUUGAAGCAGAAAAUUUCGCUUAUUUGGCUGUGGAACUUCUUUUGGCUUAUAUCUUCAAUGUUUUACAGAGCACUGAGGUAUUAGAUCACCCAAAUCGGGAGGACUUGCUACCUCCUCUAUUUAUUACAGCAAAGACAAUUGUAAAGCGUUUUGAGACAAAGAUGCAGAAGAAAUUGAAGUCUGUAGUGUUGAUCUUUCUGUUAGUCAGUUACAAGUGCAUCAGAGAAGCUUCCACUGAAUUUUGCUUUUCAACAGUUCACGAUUUUGUCAGGUCUACCAGCCCCUUGCUCAAGGGUUUGGUUGAUGAUUCCUCCAUACAUUGUGAUGAUGGCAGUCUCCAUCUGAGAGCAACCAUUGGAACUUGCAUGAAUUUGGUUGCUGAUUUGACCGAGGACUGUCUGAAAGGCAUUCAUUUUCUGGAGAACAAAAGAUCUGACUUGCGUAAAUUACUGCAAUUGAAGCUUGCUUUCUCUCUAGAACAAACAAUAUCAUUGGCCAAGCUAGCUUGUCAAAUUGAAUGUUUUGGAGAAACCAAAAGCAGUAGUCCAAUCUGUUAUACAGUGUUCAAAUGUUGCACCAGAUACUUCCAUACUGUACUGAGCGACUCUAAUGUACAGGUUCAAGCAAUUGGAUUGCAAGUGCUUAAAACUACACUACAGAGGAGCACCAACUUAGAAGACACUGUGUUUCCCAUAUUCUUUUGUGGAGAGCUUGUUACAGGCAUCUUAGCCAUGAUACAGACACUGUUGAAGAAACCUGUUAGUAAAGAAUCAGUGGCCAUUGCUGGUGAGGGCUUGAGAUUCAUAGCACUUCUACAGACACAAUCAAAAGCUAGUGCAUGCCAGAGAGGGUUUAUGAAUAUUCUUCUUACUGCAAUUAUCAUGGUCUUCUUGGCAUCAGAGGAUAAUCCUUCUCAGGAAUUAAAUGGUUUAAGAAGCACUGCUGUAAAGCUCGUUUCUCAUCUUGCCCAAGUUUCUUCUUCAGCAGUUCACUUUAAGGAUGUUUUGUUAUCAAUGCCUGUGAUGCAUAGGCAGCAACUUCAGGGUGUGAUUCGUGCUUCGGUAGAACAAGAUCACAGUGCAACAUUGACAAAACCUUCAUCUUCAUUAGAAAUUAAAUUGCCAAUUCCGAAAGAUUCCCAACCAUUGGUUGUCUCAUCGUUGCCAGUAGAAGAGACUAAGGAGAGAAAUUCCCACUUGUCAGAAGCUUCUGUUAACUCUGACAAGGACAGUUUGGAUGAGGACCAAGAUGAUGAAGAUGACUGGGAUGCUUUCCAAUCUUUUCCUGCCUCUACCAGUGUUGCUGAGAAAGAUUCAGAAGUAAAGAGUGCUAUGGAUGAACCUGGACUAGUUGAAAAAUCUGUUUCGGAAAUCAAAUCUGGAAUAGAAAAAAUUCAGGAGUUCUCUACAUCACAGCACGUGACCAGAGAAGAUGAUAUGAUUGUGGCAGAGCAUCAAGAAGCUGAAAAAAUUUCUGGUAGUCCUGAAGACAAAGGCAAGAUGGAAGCACACCAUGAUCAACAUCAAAAAAGCAAAGAGGAAACAGUGCUAAGCCAAGAGGGUGAAGGGGGAGUAGCAUCAACCCAAGGUAAGAUGAAGAUCUCAUCCGAUCUUGAGUCAGUUGGAGAUGCAGAAGGAUCGAUAGUGAAUUUCGGGGAGGAUUUUGAACAGAGAAAGGGGAGUCUAGCUGAGGAGUAUCAUCAGGUAUUAUCAGAUGAUCUUGAGAGCAGGUCACUUGAAAUAGUUGAAGGCCACGAGCAUGCUCUGGAUGACAGAAAUGAUGUCCCAGAAACUUUCAAUCCUUUGCCUCCUCAAAGUCAAUGGGAAGCAGAGAACGAUGCCAACAGAGAGAAACAUAUUGCAGCAGAUGAUGCUACAAGAAAAAUGGUGGAUGGAAGUAAGAGCAACGACCAGGAUCAAGAGAGGUGAUAUUUUGGAAUCUUCGGAAGGCCGAGAAAAGGGCAAAAUGGAUGAAAUAAUGUCUGAAUGAUCAGCAAUAGUAGUGACUUUGGAAUUUGUAAAAGAAAUAGGCUGACUUAUGCAAACUGCAAUCACUUGGAUAGAAAUUUGCAUAUUAAUCAUUGAGGAAAUUCCACUACUGUCUUUUUUGAAAAAUUAUCUUUUAUACGGUGAUUUUUUCCUUUUCAUUUAUACUGUAGCUAUAUUUUAUUUUUACUUUUAUCUAUUUUUAUUUUCUUUUUA
This is a messenger RNA of Ricinus communis (castor bean), 7181 nucleotides long. Its product is annotated as protein SWEETIE. NCBI's taxonomy places the organism in Eukaryota, Viridiplantae, Streptophyta, Magnoliopsida, Malpighiales, Euphorbiaceae. The coding region runs from base 150 to 6908 and encodes 2252 amino acids. Gene Ontology annotation, biological process: carbohydrate metabolic process. The transcript has 48 exons. The record is from RefSeq and is a predicted model, not a curated record.